This is a messenger RNA of Glycine soja, 2007 nucleotides long. RefSeq lists its product as uncharacterized. The record is from RefSeq and is a predicted model, not a curated record. The coding region runs from base 333 to 1619 and encodes 428 amino acids. The transcript is spliced from 2 exons. Lineage: Eukaryota; Viridiplantae; Streptophyta; Magnoliopsida; Fabales; Fabaceae.
ACCUUGGAAUGUUCCUACCCCAAUAAACACAAAAACCACACCCUGUUAAGUUAGACUAUAUAGAAAAACUGAUAUGAUUUGAUAUAAAAAGCAAGAGAUACAAAAACAAAUAAGAAUAUUAACUCAGUGUUUGAAAUUUAUUAGUGUUAAAAACAUUAGGACUCGACUAUAUAAACAGAUACUGAGAAAGCAGUGAAACUGUAACAUCUUAGUCGUCCUAUACAUAGAGAAGAAGUAGUACGUAGUAGAUGCUUUCGAAACCCUACUCUAACAAAAACCAAGACAUUUAGUUUCAUCACCACUGUUGAGAAACUUGGAGAAGAUUUUCACCAAUGGAUCCCUGUCCCUUCGUGCGUCUCAUGGUAGACUCUUUAGCUCUCAACCUUCCCUCCGCCACCAAACCGCCACCUGUCUCCGGCGUCCACCCUUCCUCUACCCCAUGCUUCUGCCAAAUCCGCAUCACCAAUUUCCCCUCUCAAACCGCGCUUCUUCCACUCUCUUCUUCCUCCUCCGGCGACGCCAACCCCGAAGCCGCAACCUCCGCCCCGGGCUUCCACCUCGACUCCGCCGCGCUCCGUCGCCUCUCCGCCAAACCUCUCACCCUCCGCCUCGCCGUCUACUCCGGCAGCACCGCCCGCGCCUGCGGCAUCUCCUCCGCCAAACUCCUCGGCCGCCUCAACCUCACCCUCGACCUCUCCGCCGCGCUCUCCCGCCCCAACACCUUCCACUCCGGCUGGCUCAACCUGAGAAAGAACAGAACCGGCUUCGAACCGGAGCACAAGCCUGCGCCUCGGGUUCACAUUGUGGUCCGGUCCGAACCGGACCCGCGGUUCGUGUUCCAGUUCGGUGGCGAACCGGAGUGUAGCCCGGUGGUUUUCCAGAUUCAGGAGAAUAAUAUCAGACAGCCUGUCUUUAGUUGCAAGUUCAGUGCGGAUCGUAACUCUAGAUCCAGGUGUCUACCCUCAGAUUUUGCCAACAACCCCAGUAGAUGGAGGAGAACCUUGAAGGGUAUUAGAGAGCGUCAUGGGAGGGAGAGAAAGGGUUGGAUGAUAAUGAUCCAUGAUCUCUCUGGCUCACCCGUUGCAGCUGCCUCCAUGAUAACCCCAUUUGUCCCUUCCCCUGGUUCAGACAGAGUAUCAAGAUCAAACCCAGGUGCAUGGCUCAUUCUUCGCCCCAACAAUGGUGCCUCUGUGAGUAGCUGGAAGCCAUGGGGCCGUCUCGAAGCGUGGCGAGAACGAGGCCCUGUCGAUGGCUUGGGCUACAAGUUUGAGCUCGUCACUGAGAAUGGACCUGCCAAUGGGAUACCAAUUGCUGAGGCCACAAUGAAUGUGAAAAAGGGUGGCCAGUUCUGCAUUGACUACAAAGUGAUGAGGGAUUCUGGAUUGGGUUCAAGGUUGAAAGGAAAAGGGUUUGUGAUGGGUUCCACAGUGGAAGGUGAAGGCAAAGUUAGCAAGCCUGUUGUGCAAGUUGGUGCACAGCAUGUGACAUGCAUGGCUGAUGCUGCUUUGUUCAUUGCACUUUCUGCUGCCAUUGAUCUUAGCAUGGAUGCAUGCAAGCUCUUCUCGCAUAAACUAAGGAAAGAGCUUUGCCAUGAAGAACAACAAGUUUCCUUUCCCUAAAAACCUGCUAGAAGAAUUGAAUUGUUGUCCUUAGUUAAAUUACAAGUUAGUUAUCAUCUGCUGCAGUGAUAGCCAAUGCGUUCCUAGCUUGAUGGAUAGUGGGAACUCUGGUUUGAGCAUAGAGACAGACUUGCAAUUAAUUAUCAAGUCUUUGCAGCUGCUAUGGCGGAUUCAGUUUUGUGAAUGUUGUCAGGAAAUUAAUCAGAGUUGCUAGUUUUGUUGAUUCUACCUUUUUCUGGUUGGAUUUUCUAAACAGCAGAAAUUAGAGGGGUGAUUUUAGCAGCAUUUUUUGUACUGAACAUGUACAGAGUACAGACAAACCACAGGCAAAUGUAUGUUUAUAUAUUUUUAUUUUUUUAUAUAUUUAUUAAUUUUUUUUAUGUCUUUA